Molecule: messenger RNA, 465 nt
Organism: Lactuca saligna
Lineage: Eukaryota; Viridiplantae; Streptophyta; Magnoliopsida; Asterales; Asteraceae
Source: the annotation of a GenBank genome assembly
AUGUAUUUCCCCUAUUAUGAAGAGAUGAUUUUUACAUGUGUGGUGUCAUCAUCGGACGAGGAGACUGAAUCCGAUGAAGCGAGCCUCCACCCUCGCAAGACGUAUAAGACUGUGUUCGUGGCCAAGCUUCUUGGUGGAAUUGGUGAUGUUCUUGGUGAAAAGUUUUAUGUUCUUAGGCAGAAAGGGAGAAUGGUAGUGCCUAGUUCUUCAUUGACACCACCUUCUCCGUUUACUGGUUCAUUCCCAGUUGAUCUUCGUUUCGGCUCCGUGUUUGGGGGUGUAUCGAGCUCACCUAAAGGUUCUUCCCAACAGGAGAGGCCUACCAUGGUGGGAGAAGUAGGAACUACUUCUUACUCUUUGUUUUCGAGGCCUAUGCUCCGAGUUGGGCGAUUACAAAGGAUCCCUUACUGGCGGAAGACAUCACCGCCCAAGAAUGGAGUAGUUGUGCUCACCCUCCAGCUAUAA